Carya illinoinensis is the source of this 1209-nucleotide messenger RNA. Its product is annotated as G-type lectin S-receptor-like serine/threonine-protein kinase LECRK1. The record is from RefSeq and is a predicted model, not a curated record. The coding region runs from base 1 to 1209 and encodes 402 amino acids. Gene Ontology annotation, biological process: recognition of pollen. The transcript is spliced from 2 exons. NCBI's taxonomy places the organism in Eukaryota, Viridiplantae, Streptophyta, Magnoliopsida, Fagales, Juglandaceae.
AUGUUGAGUGAAUUGGGAAGGAGACCGAUGCUUGGAGGUAACGAAGGAUCGAUUGGGGAUGAGUUCGAGAAGGAGAUAACUGAAAUCCCAACAUUAGCCUGGGCUCUUCCCUCUCUCCAAUCAGGUUCUGGCCAAUUUGCUUUUGGCUUCUAUGAGGAAGAUGAUGGCUUUGCCAUACGCAUCUGGUUGGAAACAAUUCAGCAAAAAACAGUCGUAUGGACUGCGAACCGGGACAAACUUCCGCUUCCCAAAGAUGUCACAUUGCAUCUCACAAAUGAUGGCAGAUUUGUCUUGGAAAAAGAACAAGGCCAACAAACUGCUCUAGCUAAUCCUCUGCAGCCCGCUAACUCUGCUUCCAUGCUCGAUACCGGAAACUUUGUCCUUUACAAUUCAGACUCAGCCAUCAUAUGGCAGACUUUUGAUUCUCCAACAGACACUAUUUUACCUGGUCAACCUCUCUUCAAGGGGAACGAGCUUAUCUCCAACAUCAAUGAGACAAGUCACGCAAGUGGAAACUUUCAACUGACAAUGCAAGAGGAUGGAAACCUGGUGCAAUACCCAUCGUACAUUCCACGUAAAUCAGAGUAUGCUUACUGGGCUUCAAACACACGCUUAUCUGGAGAGUCUCUCUCUCUUGAUGGUAAUGGUCAGCUUUUCAUACUUAAUUCUGCUGGCUUCAAUAUCAAGAAUUUAACCGGCCAAGGAAACACCGCUCAUAAUUUUUCUUUAUAUCGUUUGACAUUGGAUUUUGACGGAAUAUUGCGGUUAUAUUCUCAUGGCUUGAAUCAAGAUGAUGAUGAUUGGUCAAUUGAAUGGUCCCCUUCAAGCAGUAAUUGUGAUCCGACUGGUCUCUGUGGCCUAAAUGCUUAUUGUACCGUACAGGAACAGAAAGCUGUAUGCACAUGCCUUCCUGGUUUUGAUUUCUUAGACCGAGGACAACAUAAUUUGGGCUGCAAGAGAAAUUCCGUCACAGAUGGUUGCACGAGCAAGAACGGAGAAACAGUUUAUACUCUUCAGGAAUUGGAAAGUGUUGAAUGGGAAGACAACCCCUAUUCUACUUUGUCAUUGACCAAAACUAAUUGUAGAGAGAACUGCUUGAAAGACUGCGAAUGUGUAGCCGCGCUAUUCAAAGAUGAGGAGUGCAGAAAACAGAAGUUUCCGCUAAGAUUCGGGAGAGAAGGACAAGGUAAUUCUGGUACUACCUGUUGA